Messenger RNA from Siniperca chuatsi (mandarin fish), 2195 nucleotides. It is a transcript of the gene ssx2ipa, whose product is annotated as synovial sarcoma, X breakpoint 2 interacting protein a. NCBI's taxonomy places the organism in Eukaryota, Metazoa, Chordata, Actinopteri, Centrarchiformes, Sinipercidae. The transcript has 14 exons. Bases 353 to 2152 code for a protein of 599 amino acids. The record is from RefSeq and is a predicted model, not a curated record.
AUAACUAGCUGCAGCAGCAGCCUGGGACUAGUACCUACCUACAGUCGGGACAUCUCUGGCUGACUGCGUUCACAUUAAAAAUAAGUGAGGUUGUUUGCUUGUUUAUGCUGCCGCCAAGGUGACGACUGAACUCGGCAAAGGCAGUUGGGUGUGUUUUCGAUGAAGGAGCAUUUUCUUAAAUUUGCCAACAUCACCGAACUUGGCAACUGUCGGAUUGAGUUGACCCAUUUCACACCGUAAAUUACCCGGCUCAGAUCCAGUGGGUGCCUCUGAUCUACCGCCUGACUGCUAAUCCGCCUCCCGGGUUGAUAACUCAUGACCUCACAUCCUCGUGUCCUGAUGAUUCGGUGAUAUGGGAGAGUGGUGGACAACUGUGCCAGUAGGGACGUCUAUGGGAAACUAUGAGAUCUCCAGCAUAUCGCAUGUGACAAUGUCCCCCUCGAGACAGAACAACCUUGUGUCAAUGUACUCUUCUUUGCCACUGUCCAAAAGCUCCUACAGUGUGAUAAGUGCCUUUUGCACAGAGGAUAAUGUUCCUCAGUGCAUUUCAUACAUCAAUCAGGAGCUUGCCUCACUUGGCCUCUCCUCCACAUGUAUCGAGGCCAGCUCACCAGGGGAAGCCGGCCUGAACAUAGUGCCAGCUCUGAAUGCUAUGUAUGAGCUGCUCCAGAUUCACAGACGGAACAUGUGCACUUUAGAGGAUCUCGAGAAAGAACAGCUGAAGAAAUCCAGCUCCUUAGAACACAUGCAGAUGAACAAUUCCAGACUCAAGGAUCAGUUGGAACUGUCCAUAAGGGAGAAAUCAGGUCUACAUGAGACAGAGAGGCAGCUACAACUCAAAAUUAAGACUUUGCAGAGCUGCUUGAAAACAGAAAAAGAUGAGGUUCAGAAGCUCCAGAGUAUCAUUGCCAGCCGUGCCUCUCAGUACAGUCAUGAUGCCAAGAGAAAAGAGAGAGAAGCUGCAAAGCUGAAGGAGCGCCUCAGCCAGCUACUGGUCGACAGAAAGGAUAAGAAACUAGCUAUUGAUGUACUGAAUUGCUUGGGGAGGUCGGAUGGGAAAAGGAGCCACUGGAAGACUGCAAAAGCGACAGCCAGCCACGAGGGUGAGAUGUACAAGUCCUUGCUCAGUGACUACGAGGCGAGUCAGAGGUCCUUGAUGCUGGAGAAUGCCGAGCUUAAGAAAGUCCUCCAGCAGAUGAAGAAGGAAAUGAUACACAUCUUGAGUCCACGCCAGCCUUCUGCCAGAGGAGCCACUGCUGAUGACAGUCAGGAGCAGGUGGAUUCAGAUGGGGAGGAGAAAGCGGGUGACUCUAGCAGGGAAACUCUGGACCAGUCCUGUGAGCACGCCAGGGAGCAGCUCACCAACAGCAUCCGCCAGCAGUGGAGGAAACUGAGGAACCACAUGGAGAAGUUAGACAGCCAAGCCUUGCAAGUGCAGAAUCAGCUGGAAACCAAUAGAGAGGUGAUACCAAGGGAGACCCACGAGGAUGAGAUGGAGAGGAUGAGGCGUGAAGUGCAGCAGUGCAAAGAAUUCAUUCAUGCACAGCAACAGCUCCUCCAGCAACAACUCAACACAUCAUUUGAUGAUGAGACAGCGGCUCUUCUUAAUGACUGCUACACACUGGAGGAGAAAGAGCGUCUCAAAGAGGAAUGGAGGCUCUUUGAGGAACAGAAGAGAAACUUUGAGAGGGAGAGAAAGAACUUCACAGAGGCUGCUAUUCGCCUGGGGCGAGAGAAAAGGGCCUUUCAGGAGGACCGUGCUUCUUGGCUCAAGAAUCAGUUUUUGAACAUGACUCCUUUUACAGACCGAAGGAGAUGUUCCUCGUCUGACGGUCAAAGUGCCUUAUCAAUCAGAAGUGAGCCAGAGAUGAGGAUGUCUUCCACAAAUGCUCAGCAGGCCAAAUCCUUAACCUACGCUACGUUCUCCACUCCUAAACCUGCACAAAGUGCUACCGUGCCAUCCACAACCGAACUUUACCGGAAACUCCGCCUGAUACCAGACAGCAGUUCCUCCAGACAUUCAAAUAGAGGAUGUUGGCAAGAGUCCAGCACCAUUGAAGAUGGAGAUUCUCGGUUCAAGUCAAAAAACAGAGUUCGAUGUGGAGACUUAAGUAUCUUCUCUUUGGGUGAAGAUGAGAACAGCCUCACUUGAAGAACUUCCGGUGCCUUUUUUUUUUUUUUUUUUGGUAUGAUUU